AUUUCAGGGCCUCAGGCAAUGAAGAGCAACCAGACCAUCCUGAAGGAGCUUAUGCGCGUUGGCUUUUCUCUUUACCCACAAGUGCAGACAUUCCUCUUCUUCGACUUCUGGUGCCUCUACCUUCUCACUCUGGCAGGCAAUCUGACCAUCAUGGGUUUAACUUGGGUGGACAGAUCUCUCCACAUCCCGAUGUGUCUCUUCCUCAGUGCACUCUCCUUCUUUGAGACCUGCUAUACGCUGACCAUCAUCCCCAAGGUGCUCAAGGAUCUACAGGCUGAGAACAGGAGUAUUUCAGUCACAGGCUGUGGCUUGAAGAUGUACUUCUUGCUGGGACUUGGGGGCACGAACCGCAUCAUUCUCACUUUGAUGGGGUAUGACCGCUUCCUGGCCAUCCACAACCCCCUCAGAUACCCUCUUCUCAUGACCAACGCUGCCUGCGGACGACCUGUGGCCUCUGCUUGGGCAGGAGGAUUUUCUAUCUCCCUGGUAGAGACAGCGCUGAUCUUCAGGGUGUCUUUUCGCUUACCCAACCUCGUCAGACAUUUCUUCUGCCAUAUGCAGGCAGUAGUGAGGCUGUCCUGCAUGGACAGUGACCUCACAGAAUUCAUUGUAACAGCGAUGUCAGUGUGUCUGCUGGGUACUUUCCUGCUUAGCAUCUUGACGUAUGUGUUCAUCCUUUCCUCUAUUCUCAGGAUGUCUUCCUCUGAGGGUAAGCGGAAAGCAUUUUCCACCUGUGCCUCCCUCCUCACUGUGGUCAUCAUUCACUUUGGCUCUGCAUCUAUUGUCUAUCAGAAGCCAGGAGCCUCACAGAGAGUUGACGCUCUCAUAGCAGUCCCUUACACCAUCAUUAUUACCACUUUUCUUACUUUUCUCAGCCCUAUCAUAUUCGGUCUCAGGAAUAAAGACAUAAAGAAUGCUUUUAGAAAGAUCAUGAGAAAAAUAACAGCCUUGAAAAAAUAA
Messenger RNA from Jaculus jaculus (lesser Egyptian jerboa), 960 nucleotides. Its product is annotated as olfactory receptor 10X1. Lineage: Eukaryota; Metazoa; Chordata; Mammalia; Rodentia; Dipodidae. The record is from RefSeq and is a predicted model, not a curated record. Gene Ontology annotation, cellular component: membrane. Gene Ontology annotation, biological process: G protein-coupled receptor signaling pathway. Gene Ontology annotation, molecular function: olfactory receptor activity.